AUGAUAUCAUCAAAUAAUAAUAAUAAUAAUAACAAUAAUAAUAGUUCAUCAUCCUUACCAUCAACAAUUUUGUCAUAUAAGAUAUUAUUAGAACAUAAUAAAAUGUUACAAGAAGAUAUUCGACGUUUACGAGAUGAAAAUGAGUAUCUUAAAAACAAAUUGAUGUCUAAGCCAACAGAUGAUGCA
Rotaria sordida is the source of this 186-nucleotide messenger RNA. Lineage: Eukaryota; Metazoa; Rotifera; Eurotatoria; Philodinida; Philodinidae. The record is from the annotation of a GenBank genome assembly.